This is a messenger RNA of Acanthaster planci (crown-of-thorns starfish), 897 nucleotides long. RefSeq lists its product as uncharacterized. The record is from RefSeq and is a predicted model, not a curated record. NCBI's taxonomy places the organism in Eukaryota, Metazoa, Echinodermata, Asteroidea, Valvatida, Acanthasteridae.
CAAACUAAAGGAAAAAAAUAUCGCGAGAGGAGGGUAGGAUAGGACGGCACGCUCCCGCAUUAGUCCGUAUGAUUAGUCCACUCCCAAUACUUAACACGGGAAAAUCCGGACACGGUCAACAUACUCGAUAUUUGAAAGCGUACAUACGACCGACCGGACCACGUCAGCAGCCGUAGCCAGGAAUUUGGAUGCGGCCUAGGUCACUGCGUACAGUAGGGAGCUCAGAGCGAGUGGUGUUUUGUGCGUAUUAUGACUGAUUGCAGAUUCCUACAUGACGAUUUUGAUAUCACCACGAGUGGCGUGUACACCAUCUACCCGUCGAAGUACCCUGGCGGUGUAGAGGUAUACUGUGAUAUGGAUACCCAAUACGGAGGCUGGAUCGUGUUCCAGAAGCGAUUUGAUGGGUCGGUAAAUUUCACUCGUUAUUGGAGCGAGUACCAGGACGGAUUCGGCGAAAUGACGGGGGAGUUCUGGCUGGGAAAUGAGAUACUUCUUCAUCUAACAGCAGAGAAUAGAUGGUCACUACGAGUAGACCUAAAGGAUGAUCAGGGAGAGUAUCAUACCUUACAGGCCAUGGACUUCGGCAUCAGCGGCAACAAAUACACUUUGACUCAUGGUGGAUCAUUUCAGUUUGAUCCAGUCCCUCCUUAUCUCAACAUGCGAAACUUCUCUACCUACGAUAUGGACAAUGAUGAGGAUACCAAUGUUAAUUGUGCAGCUGAGCUGAACGGGGGCUGGUGGCUCGGAACAUGCAAUGGUAACUCUGAUGCAUCGAAUGGCCUUAAUGGGGAAUAUCAACAAGGUCCAGAUGAUCAAGGUAUAAUGUGGGUUGGAUGGGAAGGCCAUCGAAUAGUCAAAUGCGAAAUGAAGCUACGUCGGUUUUAAUAUCAAAAGUGA